Molecule: messenger RNA, 408 nt
Organism: Microcebus murinus (gray mouse lemur)
Lineage: Eukaryota; Metazoa; Chordata; Mammalia; Primates; Cheirogaleidae
Source: RefSeq, a predicted model, not a curated record
GCUGUUCCUCUGAGUCUGGCCACAGCGUCCCCCUGUCCCUUCUGUCCACAGGCCUUCGAGAUCACGUUGGCGGUGGGUGAAGGGAAGGGCGUCAACAAGCGGAUCACCUACACCAACCCCUACCCCUCCCGCAGGACGUACCACCUGCACAGCGACCACCCGGACCUGCUGCAGUUCAAGGAGGACUCCUUCCAGGUCGGAGGAGGAGAGACCUACACGAUCGGCCUGCAGUUUGCCCCUGGUCCGGGCGUGGGGGAGGAGGAGAUUCUCAUUUACAUCAACGACCACGAAGACAAAAACGAAGAGACGUUUUGUGUGAAGGUCGUCUACCAGUGAGGGCGGGGGGCGCCCGUCCUCCCUGCAGCCCCCGGCCCCUGCCCACGUGCCUGCGCUGCUCUGCGCUCCGUC